This is a messenger RNA of Lytechinus pictus (painted urchin), 4956 nucleotides long. Its product is annotated as nicotinate-nucleotide pyrophosphorylase [carboxylating]-like. Gene Ontology annotation, molecular function: nicotinate-nucleotide diphosphorylase (carboxylating) activity. Gene Ontology annotation, biological process: quinolinate catabolic process; NAD+ biosynthetic process. Bases 404 to 1315 code for a protein of 303 amino acids. Gene Ontology annotation, cellular component: cytoplasm. Lineage: Eukaryota; Metazoa; Echinodermata; Echinoidea; Temnopleuroida; Toxopneustidae. The record is from RefSeq and is a predicted model, not a curated record. The transcript has 3 exons.
AUAUAGAGGAGAUCUGGAAAAUAGCGAACUAGUUCGCUACAAUUUCCCGUCGUUAAGAGGAGAUCUGGAAAAUAGCGAACUAGUUCGCUACAAUUUCCCAUCGUAUGUAUAUACAGGAGAUCUGGAAAAUAGCGAACUAGUUCGCUACAAUUUCCCGUCGUGUAUAUAUAUAUAGAGGAGAUCUGGAAAUAGCGAACUAGUUCGCUACAAUUUGACACGUCGUAUAAUAUAGACUAAUACAAGGAGAUGGCUACAAAUUUCGACGCUUAUAUAUAAGCGUUGAAGAUCGCUAUAUUUGCCAUCUAUAAAAUACCGACAAGGACAGGAUCGGGGCACAGAGUCAGAGGUGGGGGUGGUAUUACCUUAUAAGUCACACAAGAAUCGACUUUCUCAAUUAUUUAUCAUGACAAAUACAUCCUCAAAUUCAUGCCUGGAAUAUUUACUAUCACCAUCUUCUAUUUCAAGUCUUGUGGAAUCAUGGCUUAAAGAAGAUAUCCCCAGUUUCGAUUAUGGAGGAAUUGUUGUGGGAGAAAAGGAAGAGACAGCGGUACUCUUGUGCAAGUCACCCGGAGUUCUGGCGGGGGUUCCGUUCUUCAACGCGGUGUUUAAGGCAGUUGACUGCGAGGUGCAUUGGGAAACAAAAGAAGGGGCUUUUUUGGAACCAGUCUUUCUAGCGGCUAUUGUGAAAGGCAAAGCACGGAAUAUUCUCAUGGGUGAAAGAUCUGCUUUGAAUUGUAUAGCAAGGGCCAGUGGGGUAGCAACUUUAGCAAGAAAUCUGAGAAAUCUAGCCGAGAAAUCAGAUUGGAAAGGCCGUGUUGCUGGGACUCGUAAGACAACCCCAGGAUUUAGGAUGGUUGAGAAGUAUGCUUUGUUGGUGGGCGGGGCUGAUACCCAUAGAUACGACUUAUCAUCUAUGAUCAUGCUGAAGGAUAAUCAUAUAUGGUCUGCUGGGAGUAUAACACAGGCUGUGAAAAAUGCAAGAAAAGCUGGAGGAUUCUCAAUCAAGAUUGAAGUGGAAUGUCGGAGUCUGGAGGAGGCCAGAGAGGCAGCGUCAGCAGGGGCUGAGAUCAUCAUGCUGGAUAAUUUCACACCAGAGGCAGCAGCAUCGGCUGCCAGGCAACUCAAGACGGAAUUCCCGCAUCUCCUGCUCGAGGCAAGUGGAGGGAUCACAGAAGAAUCCCUUCCAACAUUCUGCAUCCCAGACAUCGAUGUUAUUUCGACCAGCAGACUCACCCAAGGUUAUCCUGUGGUAGACUUCUCCUUGAAGAUUAGAAAAGAAGGCCAUGAUCCAAGAAAUCCAUUGGUGCAAAGUUAACCAAAAUGAAAAGUUGACUUAUUAAGAAAACGAAAAAACUGAAAAACUGAAAUUAACUUGCACAAAUAGUUAGAAAGUUGAGAAUUUUUCAUUCUUUCAAAAGUUGCAAUCUUAUGGGGAUUUCAAAGUGGCUGCAUAGAUAAUUCAAUUAUAUUUUGAUUACAUGUACCUCCCAAAGGGUCAAGAUGCCUGGGAGAUAAACCCCAAAUUUAUGAUUUAAUUCAUAAUGAAUAUUCAAUGUUUCAACUUUUAUCAAUUUCAUAAUGACUGAGCCCUUUCGUUCAUGAAACAAUCUAUAGUCAAAUCAUGGUGAUUUAUAUUCACAUAUUUGUAAAAUCAAAUUUUACAUAAAUAUGGAAAUGUUCGUGUUUUAUCUUUAGAAAAAAGGAUAUAAAAGAUAAAUGUUUGACAUCAUAAGCUCUCUCAAUUUGCAGGCCAGUCAUGAGAAUUAUUUUUGGAAAUGAAGCAAAACCUAUUCAUGUCUCUUAUUAUUAAUCCAUUCAUCCAAUUUUGAUGAAAUUUUUAGGGUUUUUAAGUGCUUAGUUUUCUUUGUGUUAUUUGAUCUUGCAUGAGCUUUUUGCUGGGAUAGACUUAUUAGGUUAAUCAAGCUAAGUACGGUGAAAGCUAAUAUAAAUGACAUGAAACUGAUUAAAAUAGUCUCACCUGACUGUCAAUGCAAGAGAUUAUCUGAUAUUCAACUCAGGUUUUCUAGCUUUUUUAAAAUGUUUUUUUCAAUUCAAUAUUAUGUAUCAUCUCUCUAUGUGUUCACAAUGCUGGCUGCUUUUAUACAAGUGGGCAGUGUCUUGUUCAAUGUACCAAGAUUUUGAAGGGCCAGACAUAGCGUAUGGGGCAAAAUUAUUUUAAAAAUCUGUGAGUAAUCGUAGUGAGCAAGCAUAAAUCUGACCAUUUAAAUACAAUAAUCUAAUUUUAAUUCAAUUUUUGAUAGAUUUUAAUAUUUAGAUAGUGAUAUCAUAAUUUACCCUUGCUUUUCGUUCUUUUCUCAUUUUUGUUCCUGUUUGCGAAACCUUUGAGGUUCUAUGGUCCCAUCUGAAAGCAAGGGAGUGGGGGGAGUUAAGGAUAUAAAGACUAAAAUCUAUUCCUGACCUUAAAUUUUAAGCCAAUAGUUGUCUGUUUACCAUCAAAUUGCUAGAAAUGAAGUGAAUUUCAAUUAAUUUGAGCUUUUAUUAAUAUGAGAUAUUUUUAUUUUCCUCUAAUAGGAAAUAUUCAUUCUCUAUAUUUUGCUUCAAAAAUUUAAUUAUCUGCAUGUCAAGUGUACUAGGCUCAUCACUACCAUGGUUUUAUGGUACUGGUAAGCUCUUUAGAAUUUUAAUAUCUUUUUCAUAGACUAUAGGUUCAGGGUUAUUUCUAGUUUUUAAGAGUCAGGUUUUUUUAAAAUCAAGUUUAUAAUUGAUGUACAUUUUUUUUAAACAAAUAUUAUAUUGUUUUGAGGGGAAUUUGUACAAGAAAUAUUAACUACAUGUAUCAGUGCUAGCAGAGGUAAUCACAACAAUGAUUAAACUCAGUUCUAUCAAGUAGAGUGAAAAGAAAUAUUACCCUGACUAGUUGUAAAAUUGAUAUGUAACAUUGUAAUUACAAAAAGUACAUCAAUUUUGUGAAAUUUUGGUGCCUCUAUGGGGGACGAGACAAUCCUCUCCUAGAAGCUGCUAUAUAAAUUUUGAAAUUCGAGAGGAGGACAUGUCCUCCCCCCCCACCCGAUUGCAGCGAAUGAUCACUAUAUAUUCAUCCAUAUCACACAAGAGAUUCCAUUUCCAUGUAAAUUAUGAUUUGUGGAGUAAAUUAAGUGUUGAUUUUGAAAAUUCACAUUCCAAUUUCAUGCAGUUUUUACUAACCAUUGACAGUACUUGGUAUUAGUUGGUCUCAGUACUUUAACUUAGCAGGGCCGCAGAACCAGGGGUGGGGGUUUUACCCCUCCCCCCUACUUUUUUUCUCCAAAAACUAUAUAUAAAUGUAAAUAUUACCAUCUGAUUGUGAUUUUUUGCAUGGUCAGCCCCCCCCCCCCAACAUUCGAAACUGUUCCACGGUCCCUGCACACAGCCUGUUAACGAACAUGCCAGUGCUUUAUAGUACAGGUAUUUUGCUGGAUAUGAAGCUGAAAAGAUACUCAGGUUUUGAUCAGUCAUCAGUAUUCAGUAAUAUAAAUUAUGACUGGGCCCAGUCUUAGUUACACUCGUGAUUGAUCCGAUCAUUCUCCAAUUUGGAAAUCUGUGUACAUAUAUAUAUGUGAUAGUCUGUUGUAUAUACAUGGGGGAGUAAAUUCUUCCUUCAUUAACAUGUAGAAGCAUGCUGAUUUGUCAAAAACAAUAUGCUUGAGUGAUUAAUAGACAUGCAUAGAUGCAUAGAAGAUGAUGCUGUUGUUGGCUUUCUAUAGUUUAAUAUUACAAGAUCAAUUACAGCACUUUGGAAGACAGGGCACAUACAUCAUUGAUAAGAAUAAGAUUCUGUAUUAUGUUAUGUGCAUAGAUUUUGUGCUCCACAUUGUUGUUCGCUUUAUGCCCCAAUUGGAAGUGGCAAAUGUUUAUUCUCCAUGCAGGGCCCCGUCUUACAAAGAGUUACAAUUGAUCCAAUCAAUCUCAACUGGAUGGAAAUCCAACCAUACCAUAAUUUUUUUCUACAGAAAACUUGCACAAUCUCCUUAGUAAACAAAGAGAAUCACACUGAAUCUUCAAAAGAACAAGGAAUGUAUGAAUAUAUAUCAUAUCUAGAAAAUGUUUUGAACAAAUUUGCAUUUUAGAUGUUGACGUUGCUGGCCAUCCAUAGUUGUGAUCGGAUCAAUUUCAACUCUGUAAGAGGGGGCCUAGAUACAUGGGUAAUACAUGUACAUUUAUUAUCCAAUGGCACAAACUUAUACAAGGAUCUAUGUAACAUAAAUGACACAAUGAGUAGGCCACAUUGAUCACUACUUAUGGUUUACCAUUAACUCUUAUGUUAUUGGUACAUGCAUGUUGUAUGGUCACUAGGGUUGCAUAUUUAUUGAAGUGACAAUCACUGAUUAAGCAAUUUAACAUGCUAAACUGGGGAUAAUGUUUCAGAUAUUAUGAAUAUCAAUGUGAAUAUAUUGUGCAUGAUACUGCUAUGUGUUUAUUGAGAUGAAAGGCGCAAGAAACCUCUGCUACCUUUUAUUGUUUUGCAAGUCAAUGGAGUAGCAAGAGACUAUCUUUCCUAGUUUCCUGGGAUUCUGGGAAUGUCCCAAAUCUUUUUGUGUUUUAUGCAUAAUGUAUUCUUGUGCCAAGUGAGAUAAUAAGGGCAAUUAAACUGGGUUAAAAAAGAAACUGAUCAAACUUUACAAGGGCACUGCACAAUAAACUGGGAAUUUCCUUUAAUCUCAUCUCAUUUUCAUUGGUCUCUCUUUUGCCAUUUUGUGAUUUUGGAUUAUGAAACCAAUUGGUGCAAGAGGCUGUAGCCUCUCUGUGAUUGAACCAAUCUCUCAAUUAUUCACAUGCAUUUAGUUAGGAAUAUUAAAGCUAGCCUGUGUAAAAAUAUUGUUCAUUUUGACCGAGUGGAAUUUCUUUUGGAACCCAGUUUGGUAUUUUUACAGUUACUGAUGUAUAGUUUCAGAGCGUAGACCUUUGAACUAAUUAACUUAUAUCAAUUCAUAAUAAAGCAAAGCUAUAGAUGUUAAA